This is a messenger RNA of Leptinotarsa decemlineata (Colorado potato beetle), 2362 nucleotides long. RefSeq names its product mitogen-activated protein kinase dJNK (gene bsk). Gene Ontology annotation, molecular function: MAP kinase activity; ATP binding. NCBI's taxonomy places the organism in Eukaryota, Metazoa, Arthropoda, Insecta, Coleoptera, Chrysomelidae. The record is from RefSeq and is a predicted model, not a curated record. Gene Ontology annotation, biological process: protein phosphorylation.
UGCUCAUUGUAAAUGACAGUGAGUUUUUUAGCAUUAUGUGGUGUGUGUUAUUGAACUUUUGUUGUUUAUUUAAUGUUUUGUGUUAAAUUAAACCGUAUUUUGGUGUUCAAUACAAGCGUGACUAAAGCUUUGCUACCAAGCAGUAUUUGAUUUCCAAGCAAUGCCGUCCAUCACCAGGAGAUGAAAUGGGUUCCUUAUGGUUUGAUUUUUUUCAGACAAUGGCUUCGAUUUACCAAAGCUAACAACAAAAGAUGUCGAGACCAUUCCAGUUUUACACCGUUGAGGUGGGUGACACAAAGUUUACUAUUUUGAAGAGAUACCAAAACUUGAAGCCUAUAGGCUCAGGAGCCCAGGGUAUCGUCUGUGCUGCAUUGGACACAGUGACUCAACAGAAUGUGGCAAUCAAAAAACUCAGCCGACCUUUUCAAAAUGUUACACAUGCCAAAAGGGCAUACAGAGAAUUCAAACUCAUGAAGCUAGUAAAUCACAAGAAUAUAAUUGGUCUGUUGAAUGCCUUCACUCCUCAAAGAACUCUUGAGGAAUUCCAGGAUGUCUACUUAGUUAUGGAAUUGAUGGAUGCCAAUCUUUGUCAAGUCAUUCAGAUGGAUUUGGACCACGAAAGAAUGAGUUAUCUGCUGUACCAGAUGCUUUGCGGCAUUAAACACUUACAUUCGGCUGGAAUCAUACACAGAGAUUUAAAACCAAGCAACAUAGUUGUGAAAUCUGACUGCACGCUGAAGAUUUUGGACUUUGGUUUGGCCAGAACUGCAGGAACAACUUUCAUGAUGACACCGUAUGUGGUGACUCGAUACUAUCGUGCCCCGGAAGUUAUCCUAGGGAUGGGUUACACAGAGAACGUGGAUAUCUGGAGCGUUGGAUGUAUCAUGGGCGAGAUGAUACGUGGAGGUGUCCUGUUUCCUGGCACAGAUCACAUCGAUCAAUGGAAUAAAAUAAUCGAACAACUGGGUACGCCCUCUCAUCAGUUCAUGGUGCGACUGCAGCCAACAGUUCGCAACUACGUGGAGAACAGACCGCGUUUCCCGGGCUUCACCUUCGAGAAACUCUUUCCGGACGUGCUAUUUCCUUCCGACAGCAGCGAACACAACAAACUGAAAGCUUGCCAGGCCAGAGACUUGCUGUCCAAGAUGCUAGUCAUCGAUCCACAGAGUAGAAUAUCUGUGGACGAUGCUCUGCUCCAUCCUUACAUCAACGUCUGGUAUGACGAGCAAGAAGUCAAUGCGGUAAGUCCAAAUCCGGCACCUGGUCCUUACGACCACAGCGUUGACGAGAGAGAACACACCGUCGAACAGUGGAAAGAGUUGAUCUAUCAGGAAGUUAUGGAAUACGAAAAUUCGCAUGGAAGGGCAUCUUCAAGUUCACAACUAAGUCCGGCUGUCAAUAACGAACCAAAUGGUUACUGAUUUUGAAGCACAAAUUCAUCUUUACCUAGGCUAAUCUUAAAUGAACUUAUAUAAUGAUUAUUAUUAUAAACACCGGCAAGCUAGCUAUUCACAGUAAGAAAAAAAUUGGUUAUACGAAAUACCGAUACCUUACUAUAUAGACCCCACUCCUUAUCAGUAAAUAAACAAACUAUAUUGUUUACUUAGUAGGUGUGUGAUAUAAUAAUGAAAACAGUUCCGAUUUGCUGUCAUUGUCAGUUUUUUUUAAGAGAAACAAGAUCGGAAAUUAAUAAUCGAUUAGUUAGUAAAGUUGGCAAUUCAGCUUAAAAAGAGUUCAAUAUUACCGUUAUUAUUAUCCAGAUGGUGUAUUGUUGAAAACUUGUAAUUUAACUUAGCAAGAUUAUUUUUGGAGCAAUAAUAAUCUCUCGAUCUCAACCACUCUCAUUUCAUUUAUUUUUGAAUAAAGUUGAUAAUUGCUAUAGUCUUCAAUGGCAGAAACUACCGAAAAAAACACUGAAAAUUUAUGACGAUUCGACCUUUUUUAUAGUCGCUCAAGGUUUGAAAAAAACUGACGAUGAGAGCAAAUUGUUUUAUCUUGUAAUAUAAAUGAAUAGUCUCUCAAUUUUUGAAGCUACGAUUUGAUUACGGUCGUUCGUAUUAUUUAUUUAUCGGUUAUUAUUGAAAAUAGAUCAUAACUUGUUAUUUUUGUAUGUGUUGAUGUUUGUGUUUUCAUUUUUAUAAUAGUUACUUAGUCUUAGGGAAUUUCUCUUGUUAGAGAGACGUAGUGACAAACAACAGAAAGUGUUCUGAAGCACUAAAGUUUAUUCUAAGCUGAACAAAAACAAAUUCUGUUCUAAUUAUAGUGUUCGUAAUAUUGUAAAAGGCAUCCGAUCCAAAAAUCUUGAAUUCUGUAAAAAUGAUACUUCGUAAUAAUGUUUCGUACAUUAAAAUGAUGAAUUGAA